Molecule: messenger RNA, 3971 nt
Organism: Ziziphus jujuba (common jujube)
Lineage: Eukaryota; Viridiplantae; Streptophyta; Magnoliopsida; Rosales; Rhamnaceae
Product: probable leucine-rich repeat receptor-like protein kinase At1g35710
Exons: 2
Coding region: 1-3687 (1228 amino acids)
Biological process (GO): protein phosphorylation; hormone-mediated signaling pathway
Cellular component (GO): plasma membrane
Molecular function (GO): protein binding; ATP binding; protein kinase activity
Source: RefSeq, a predicted model, not a curated record
AUGGCACCUUGCAUUCUAAACCUCGUUGUACGGUCACUUGCUCAGUUUUUGUUGUUUAUCAUCGUUCUACUGUUUCUUCUUUGUUCUUCUAGUACUUGUUUUGCAAUAAGUGGAGAGGCAGAGGCCCUUGUGAAAUGGAAGGACAGCCUUGAUAUGAAUCCAACUACUCAUUCUCUUCUCCGCUCUUGGAAUCUCAAUUCUACUCAUUCAACUUCUCAUCAUCUCUAUAACAAUACUCCUUGUACCUGGGUUGGGAUCACGUGUAACAAUUUUGGAAGUGUCAUCAAUAUUACUCUUCACAGCAGUAAUUUGAAAGGUACGCUUCACAACUUCAACUUCUCCUCCUUUCCCAACUUACUCGUGCUUAGCCUAUAUAACAACUCCCUUUAUGGAAGUAUCCCCAUGCACAUUGGAAACCUUUCCACACUCACCUCACUUGAUAUGGGGUUCAAUCAUCUCUCCGGAAACAUUCCUUCCCAAAUAUGCCUUUUGCCAAGAUUACGUUUCCUUGCUUUUCCUAACAAUUAUUUGAAUGGCUUUAUACCACCUCAAAUAGGCAUGUUGGUGUCUCUUGAAGUGAUUUAUGCUUAUAGUAACAAUCUUUCAGGUUCAAUUCCUAUGUCCAUUGGAAACUUGAGCAAGUUAACUGAAUUGAGUCUUAGUGGAAACAAAAUAGUUGGUUCCAUCCCCAAUGAGAUUGGACAGCUCAAAUCACUCACUAUCCUUUAUUUGAAUGAUAACCAACUCACUGGCCCAAUUGUUGUGUCUAUUGGAAACUUAAGUAGGUUAACUGAUUUGGCAUUUAGUGGAAACAAAAUAGUUGGGUCCAUUCCCAAUGAGAUUGGACAGCUUACAUCACUCACUACCCUUUAUUUGUAUGAUAACCAACUCAGUGGCUCAAUUCCGAUAUCCAUUGAAAACUUGAGCAAGUUGACUAAAUUGAGCCUUGGUGGAAAUAAAAUAGUUGGGUCCAUCCCCAGUGAGAUUGGACAAUUUAAAUCACUCACUAUCCUUUAUUUGUAUGAUAACCAACUCACUGGUUUAAUUCCUGUGUCCUUUGGAAACUUGAGGAAGUUAACUGGUUUGGAACUUAGUGGAAACAAAAUAGUUGGGUCCAUUCCCAAUGAGAUUGGACAGCUUAAAUUACUCACUAUCCUUUUUUUGUAUGAUAACCAACUUAGUGGCUCAAUUCCUAUAUCCAUUGGAAACUUGAGCAAGUUAACUGAAUUGAGCCUUGGUGGAAACAAAAUAGUUGGGUCCAUCCCCAAUGAGAUCAGACAGCUUAAAUCACUCACAGUCCUUGAUUUGAAUGAUAACCAACUCACUGGCCCAAUUCCUGUGUCCAUUGGAAACUUAAGCAAGUUAACUGAUUUGGAACUUGUUGGAAACAAAAUAGUUGGGUCCAUUCCCAAUGAGAUUGGACAACUUAAAUCACUCACUACCCUUUAUUUGUAUGAUAACCAACUCAGUGGCUCAAUUCCUAUGUCCAUUGGAAACUUGAGCAAGUUAAUUGAAUUGAGGCUUGGUGGAAACAAAAUAGUUGGGUGCAUCACCAAUGAGAUAGGGCAGCUUAAAUCACUCUCUAUCCUUUAUUUGUCUGAUAACCAACUCAUUGGCUCAAUUCCUAUGUCCAUUGGAAACUUGAGCAGGUUAACUGCUUUGGAACUCGGUGGAAACAAAAUAGUUGGGUCCAUUCCAAAUAAUAUUUGUCUUAAUGGGAAGCUUACAUGGUUUACAGCAGGUGAUAACAACUUUAGAGGUUCCAUUCCAAAAAGCAUAAGAAACUGCAGUUCAUUAGUCCACCUUUCAGUUGGUGGAAAUCAACUAAUAGGAAAUAUAUCUCAAGAAUUCGGAAUAUACCCAGACCUGGAUUAUAUGGACUUGAGCACCAAUAAGUUUUUUGGAGAACUUUCCAAAAACUGGGGACGGUUUGCAAAACUCACGAUGUUGAACAUCUCCAACAAUAAAAUUUCAGGUAGGCUACCUCCUGAACUUAGGAAGGCAACUCAAUUACGGGAACUUGACCUCUCAUCCAACCUUCUCGUAGGUAAAAUUCCUAAGGAAUUGGGACAACUGAAAUUGUUGUACAUUCUCAAGCUCAACAAUAAUUCCCUUUCUAGCAAUGUUCCUGGAGAAAUUGGAAUGAUAUCGGACCUUGAAACACUUGAUCUUGCAGCCAACCAAUUGAGUGGACCAAUUCCCAUGCAUUUGGAGCACUGUUCAAAACUACUGCAUUUAAACUUGAGGAAUAACAAAUUCAGUGGAAAUAUUCGCUUCCAACUUGGGAAUCUACUCUCCCUUGAAAAUCUGGAUCUAAGUAAUAAUUUUCUUUCAGGAGAGUUGCCUUCGGAGCUUGGUCAUUUGGAUAAGCUAGAAACAUUUAACCUCUCACACAACAAUCUGUCAGGCUCAAUACCAUCCAUGUUUAACGAAUUGUUAAGCUUGACAACUGUUGAUAUAUCCUACAAUCAGUUAGAAGGUCCUCUUCCCCACAUCAAAGCUUUCACUGAAGCUCCAAUGGAAGCCUUGGAAGGUAAUAAAGGAUUGUGCGGCAACAACACUAGUUUGAAGCCUUGCCUCACACCUAAAGAUAAAAAUAGAAAUCAAGCUGUAAUUGCAAUCAUAGUAUCCAUCUCCGGCAUUCUAUUUUUAUUGUUUAUCAUUGUUGGGAUGCUUUUUAUUUGCCAAAAAAGAGUGACGAAUAUGGUUGAACCAAGAGAAACACAAACUGAAGCUUUCUUUACUGCAUGGAACCACGAUGGGAAAAAAGUUCAUGAAGAAAUAGUUGCAGCAACAGAGAAUUUUGAUUCCAAAUAUUGCAUUGGAGUUGGAGAGAAUGGUAGUGUGUAUAAAACACUACUAUCAACUGGUCAAAUUGUUGCUGUGAAAAAGUUCCAUGAGAAUGAUGGAAUAGACCAUCAACAAGCUUUCAAAAGCGAGACAAGUAUUUUGCCAAAAGUGCGCCAUCGAAACAUCAUCAAGAUUUUUGGAUUUUGUGUGCAUACAAGAUACUCAUUUUUGGUGUAUGAGUUCAUGGAAAUGGGAAGUUUGGUAAAGAUAUUGAGCGACAAUGAAAAGGCAAUGGAGUUGGAAUGGCUCAAGAGAGUGAAUAUUGUCAAAGGUUUGGCAAAUGCGACAUGCUAUCUACACCAUGAAUGUUUACCAGCUAUAGUCCACAGAGACAUAUCUAGUAAGAAUGUUCUGUUGGAUGAUGAUUGUGAAGCUCACAUUUCUGACUUUGGUUCUGCUACAACUUUAGAUCCAGACUCAUCAAAUUGGACUCCAUUUGCAGGAACCUUGGGUUACUCAGCCCCAGAGCUUGCUUAUACAAUGGAAGUAAAUGAGAAGAUUGAUGUCUACAGCUUCGGAGUUGUUGCAUUAGAAUCUCUCAUGGGAGAGCAUCCUGGAGACCUCAUAUCAUCUCUGUUAUCAUCACCAUUACAUGCUGCUGAUGUUCUGCUUAAGGAUGUACUUGACCAACGUCUCUCACCUCCAAAGCGGCAAAUAGCAGACCAAGUGGUCUCCAUUGCAGAAAUAGCAUUUGUGUGCGUGCGACAAAGUCCACAGUCACGACCAACUAUGAAGCAAGUAUCUCAGAAGCUGUCAACUCCAUUACAAUCAUUGUCAGUUCCUUUUCAUAUGGUUACAAUAAAGCAGCUGUUUGAGUCCCCAGCAUGGACAUCCUAAAUUUUCUGCAAUUUCUCCUUGUUUUAGAUUGUCUACAUGUCUGUGUGCAUUUUCUUUCACUCUGUCUUUCUUCGUUUGUCACUGGGUUGUUUUCCUUUUCUUGCUUAUUAUGGACAAGACUUGGCAGUGUAACGUCUUAAUGAGUAAAGAGACUUUAUUUAUCUGGCUUCUUCUAUUUCCCUGAUUUUGGAUAAACAAUUUCAUGAGUCUCUUUAGUUUGCUAAUAGAUAGAGCCAAAGCUAAAUUUGCUGUCAUUUAAAUUCCAAAUGUCAUAUAAUAUUUAC